ACUAUGGAUUUUCCUUUAUAGGGUGUGUACGUGGUAUAGAAAAGGAAGGAAUGCCAUUUCACAAAAAUCCAUUUGAAAAGGGAGAUCUUUAUGUUCGUAUAGAAGUUGAAUUCCCAGAUAACUAUUUUGCCUCCGAAGGUAAACUAAAGGAACUGGAAGCAAUUUUGGGAGGACGUCCUGCAGCACCAGCACUGCCAGAAGAUGCAGAAGAAGUCAAUAUGUCAGAUAUUGAGGAAACGCCUAGUAUGGGUGGUAACAGAGGUCAAUACUACGACGAGGAUGAUGAUCAUCCUCACAUGGGUGGACAACAUGUACAGUGUGCUCAUCAGUAAUCAGGAUAGAUAUGGGUAUUGUAUAAUGAUUAACAUUGCACAGCCUUGGCUUGUGAAUUGGACUGAUAAAAUGCAGUUUAAAGAAGUUGCCUGCCACGUUUGCUGGGACUAGGCACAUGAGUAAGUUUACCAUCGCUGUUUGAAAAAGCCUUAUGCUGACAAGUGGUAAGUAGACACAAUGCAGGGUGGUCUUUGUUGGUAACCGUUUCACCCAUGAGUGGACUUUAUCAAGUACUUUGAACAAUGAGAAAAAUUACUGCUUGCAUAGGGCAUUUAGGAUGGGUGGCCAGAUGUGGCUUCAAAAAAAAUGUACUGGUACAUUUGUCAACUCAUUUUAAAAGCUACACUUGACCUCUUGCCCCAGAUGCCCUAUAAAAGCUGCAGUUUGCUCAUUGUUCUGUGUACUUGAUAAAAGCCACUCAUGGGUGAAAUGUACCAAUAAAGACUUCACAAUAUUAAAUGUGUAUUUACUGGGUUUACAAUUUGAUGACACCCAGGUACAGUGUACACACCACUUGUGUAACCUAAAUUUUUGAUCUGCUCUUAUAGAUGAAAUGUAUUUUUUUUUUUUUUUUAACCUUAAUAGGCACUGCAGGUAAUAUCUUAAUACUGGGAGUGGAUUUUUAGUUUUGACUCAUCGCUCACAUUGUUAUUAGAUAUAAUGUGGCACAAUCUUACGUACAUGUGUAUUCAAUGCAUAUUUCCAUAUGUUUUGAUUGAAAGAUGUAUUAAAGAUUUUUUUGUUA
Messenger RNA from Cherax quadricarinatus, 1078 nucleotides. Lineage: Eukaryota; Metazoa; Arthropoda; Malacostraca; Decapoda; Parastacidae. The record is from RefSeq and is a predicted model, not a curated record.